GAUGCGCGGGGGCGGGGCCUCGCGCUCGGCUCUCGCGAGCUGUCAAGGUUGAAAGGAGUGGAAAAUGGCGUCUCGCGAGCCAGGCAGUUCUGCGCGCUCGAUACCUUGGGUUGCUACCCUGCUCCUGGCUGUGGGCGUGGAGAGGGCCCUGGCUCUACCUGAGAUAUGCACCCAGUGUCCAGGAGGUGUGCAGAACACGUCCAGAGUAGCCAUUUACUGUGAGAAUACGUCGGAGUCAAUGCAAGCUCGAUGCUGCCUGAAUCAGAAGGGCACCAUCUUGGGGCUAGAUCUCCAGAACUGUUCCCUGAAGGAUCCUGGUCCAAACUUUUUUCAUGCUUCAACUGCUGUUAUCAUAGACCUUCAAGCAAAUCCUCUCAAGGAAGACUUGACCAACACCUUCCGUGGCUUUACCCAGCUCCAGACUCUGAUAUUACCACUAGAUGUCACCUGUCCUGGAGGCAUUAAUGCCUGGGAAAGUAUUACCUCUUUUACGGACAAGCAAAUUUGCCAAGGGCAGAAGGACCUUUGCAAUAGCACUGGAAGCCCAGAAAUGUGUCCUGAGAAUGGAUCUUGUGCACCAGAAGGUCCUGGUCUUUCGCAGUGCAUUUGUGCUGAUGGUUUUCACGGAUACAAGUGUAUGAGGCAGGGUUCCUUUUCACUACUUAUGUUCUUUGGCAUUCUGGGAUCCACCACGCUAGCCAUCUCUGUUCUACUUUGGGGAACCCAGCGCCGAAAGGCCAAGGCUUCAUGAACCACACAGGGCUUCCUGCUCACCUGAGAUCACCCUGAUCGUGACAAACAGGACUGGCCAGGGGGCGGAUCCUGCUCAAAGCUGAAGCGGCCAUUGAUAAUGAAGGAAGGUGUCAAAUUGCACCACCUCGGCGUGAUGGACCCUCGGUUCAGGAAUGGACGAGUACUUGUUUGUAUUAUUGACUACAAUAAACACUUUCUUCCCCAUUGUUUUAGGGACUAGCG
Molecule: messenger RNA, 975 nt
Organism: Microtus ochrogaster (prairie vole)
Lineage: Eukaryota; Metazoa; Chordata; Mammalia; Rodentia; Cricetidae
Gene: Atraid
Product: all-trans retinoic acid induced differentiation factor
Biological process (GO): positive regulation of osteoblast differentiation
Cellular component (GO): intracellular membrane-bounded organelle
Source: RefSeq, a predicted model, not a curated record